GGAAUAUUAUAAAAUAAAAUAAAAUAAUUAAAAAAGUGUAUGGCAUGUCCCCUUUAAAAUCUAGCUAGGCAACAGUGUAGAGCAAAGCAGGACGCGGAUGGGAACACAGCCGGAGAGAGAGAGAGAAGUGCAGUGCAGUGUUUAGUCUCUUUACACCGCUGGAUUUAUGAGCUGUCAGGCUCCGGGACGCCGAUAUGAGAUUUAUUAACCGGAUACGGUUCUCUUUCAGCCGCUGAGGGCGACCCGGGAUUCUACAAACUUUUCAACUAAAGGAAGCGAACAGACGGGUUCCGGUGGGCGCCGAACUGCUUUUUUUUCUCUUCUUUUUCGGGUUAAUUCUGGACUUCUGUGAUGCAAAUCCUGUCAGAAAUGUGUUUAUUUUUUAAUUACUUUUGCAACAAGGUUCGGUUUGUUCGGUAAAAUCGGUAAUAAACGGUUAGCAUGUUGCUAUCUGAAGGAAACAGGUUCGGCUCGCGAGCUUCGAAGGUCGCGCGCGGCUCUUAAAGUUUGAAUAAUGAUGACAUUAACGGUCGACGUGCUCGCGAGCGCUUUGACUUUAAUCGCCAUGUUUGUGACGGAGCGCCGCUGUGCUCGGAGCUCGUCCUGGGCUUUCUCCUUCUGCUUCAGAUUCGUUUUUUAAGCCGUAUUCUGUCAUGAAAGUUAUUUUUUCCGGAUGAAAAGUGAAACCGAGCCUCUGUUUGGCUUCACCGCACAGCGAGCCGUCAAAGUCUGUGAGGAGAAAAAUACAAAUCUGCAAAGUUAGCAAAACCACCACCACGGAAAUCGCUUUCCUUUUUCCUCUCCGACUCUUUUUUUAAAAUGGAUUUCAUCAAGGCAACACGCUUACUAUUGCACCUUCUGGACUAACAGUUUGUGUAUUUUGUUCACACUCGGACUGAUUCAUUUCCUCACUCGGACACACAGCGACCAUGAAAAGGCGCCGGAGGCUUCUGGUUGUUUUUCUGAACUCGGCUGAGAAAUUCCUUCACUGUCGCAUCAUCAUAUGACAGCGAGGGUUUGCACUUAACCACCAUAAACUUUAACACCUGGGACCUGUUUGAACAAUGGCACCAUCGAGCUCAAGUUUCCCUGAGAGGCUGGACUUUUCCUCUCAGCAUCACUGAAAUCAUCCAGCGUUUCUAUUUAGUACACUUUAUUACACGCAUACUUUGGCCUGCGCAUGCGCGAAGACAGGUCACGUGUCCUGCACUGGUGAGUUUCAGGCUGUUAAUGGGUGGCGUCAAAAGAUCAAGCGUGUGAAGACUCCACAUCUGAAUCCAGAAGAGGACGCGCACGCACGGGCGCACGCGCACACGCCACAAAAAUGAAUGAGAGACAGGCUCUCCAUUCCAUAAUGAAGGACCUGGUGGCACUGCAGAUGACCAGGCGGCAGCCCAUGCCAGCUUACGACAUGGCCAAAGUCAAGCCUGCUAAUGCUGCUAGCACGGCUAACAGACAGGACGACAUCAGAAUCAAGUUUGAGUUCUGCGGAGAGAGAAGGAUAUUGAUGUUCAGUCGGCCAGUGCAGUUUGAGGAAGUCCAGCAAAAGGUCAAGACUGUGUUUGGGCAGCAGCUAGACCUGCACUAUAUGAACAACGAGAUGUCAAUCCCGCUACAUGGCCAGGAUGACUUGGACAAGGCUAUUGACCUGCUGGACCGAAGCUCAAACAUGAAGAGUAUAAAGAUCCUGCUGCUAACAGAAGAACACAGCAAUGUCUCGUCCCCGACUCAUCACUCUGGGUGCAAGCAGGUUCGAAUCAAAGCCUCCCAGUCCAUGGGGGACGUGAGCACGGCAUAUCAGUCCUCUGAGACCAGAGGACGCCACCCGUCCACCAGUUCUCAGAACACUGGGCGGAGCUCUCCUCCUCCUGGGUACGUUCCGGAGCGGCAGCAAAGAAUCGCUCGCCAAGGAUCCUACACCAGCAUCAACAGCGAGGGAGAGUUUAUACCCGAGACCAGCGACCAGUGUGUGCUGGAUCCUUGGAGCAGUGCGGAAAACUCCAUAUCCGGAAGCUGCCAGUCACUCGACAGCAACUCCGAAAGCCCCUCACUUCGGAAGUCCCGUAUGCACAGAGCCAGAAGUUAUCCUGAUAACAGGCAGGAUUGUGCAGACCGAGAGAAUCACGUGUAUGAUAAGAUUAUAGCUAAAGGAGGGACGUACCCACGGCGGUACCCGGUCUCCCCGCAUCACAAAGACCUCAGCGAGGGUCGGCGCACGUUUCCACGGAUACGACGUCCGCAGGGUAACCUGUUCACACUGGUGCCAUCCUGUCGUUCCAUUAAUGGCAGCGAGGAAAGUCUCGGAAGCUGGCAGCUGGUCGACACACACUCCCGGCUCCGCCCCAAAGACCGCCCACUGCCUCACAAGUCCCCCACAGCUCCCGUGACAUGGAGGCGAGGGAAACUGCUGGGCCAAGGUGCAUUCGGGCGUGUUUAUCUCUGCUACGACGUGGACACUGGACGGGAACUGGCAGCUAAACAGGUCCAGUUCGACCCAGCAAGCCCGGAGACCAGCAAGGAGGUCAGCACUCUGGAGUGCGAGAUUCAGCUUCUGAAAAAUCUGCAUCACGAGCGCAUCGUGCAGUACUACGGCUGCCUCCGAGACCACAACGAGAAGACUCUGACCAUCUUCAUGGAGUACAUGCCUGGGGGCUCGGUGAAAGACCAGCUGAAGGCCUACGGGGCGCUAACGGAGAACGUGACCCGGAAGUACACCAGGCAGAUCCUGGAGGGCAUGUCCUACCUUCACAGCAACAUGAUCGUCCAUAGGGACAUUAAAGGUGCCAACAUCCUGCGGGAUUCUGCUGGGAAUGUAAAACUUGGAGACUUCGGAGCCAGCAAGCGCCUUCAGACCAUCUGCAUGUCCAGUACGAGUGUGCGCUCGGUCACUGGGACGCCAUAUUGGAUGAGUCCGGAGGUCAUUAGCGGAGACGGUUAUGGACGCAAAGCGGAUGUGUGGAGUCUUGGCUGCACCGUGGUGGAAAUGCUGACGGAGAAGCCCCCCUGGGCCGAAUACGAGGCCAUGGCAGCCAUUUUUAAAAUAGCCACUCAGCCCACGAACCCCGUGCUGCCAUUGCACAUCUCGGAGCAGACCAGAGACUUCAUCCGGCGCAUCUUCGUAGAGGCCAAACUCCGGCCGAGCGCAGAAGAGCUGCUCAGACACCCGUUCUCUCAGAUCUUCUGCUGAGCGAGCUGCAGAAUUAAAGGCCGCGACCUCUGGACCUGGCAACUCGAAAGCUGUAUUUAUGACUCGUAGGUCAAUCAGUGACCACAAAGCAGACCAAAGCACAACACACAGCUGGGUUAGAUUGAGGUCUUUAAUUUGUCCUUUUAUGGUAUUGUUUGUUGCAUUGCCGUGUGUGUACCAGCAGGGGGCAGCGCAAGACAACUGAGUGCUAUUGCAGGCACCAAGAACGAGAUCCUCCAUCUGAACUCAGUCCUAGGGCUGCGUAAUAUGAAUAAAUUAGCAUAUUGUGAUUACCAUGUAUCAAGAUCCCAAUGUGGCCUAAAACAAAUUUAAAAAUGGCACAGUAAUUCAUCAUGAUAUCGAGAUCAUGAGAUCUCUAAGAUCCGUCAGGCUUCUGCGAUGGCAGUAUUGUGAUGAUGAUUAAGAAACGAUGUAUCGUCCAGCCCUACCUGCACCCGCGUCUUAAAGCUGAGCCACGAGACCUUUUACGGUUUAGUGCGGUUUGCUUAGCCGCCGGUCAUGUGGUUUGCAGGUUCCUGGCUCCUCCAUGAAGCUCUUUGGGUCACGUCAUGUUAGCGCGUCAUCAGAGAGGCUGUGUUUCAGUCGUUACAGGCUUUCCUUUCACUCGUAGUCCAACCUGCUCGCCGUUACAGCGUGCAUAGAUGCCCGAUGCUUCUCUUUUACUAUCCUGACAAUUCAUACAAGUUUUGAGGCAACACUGUGACUGUAAUUGAAAAUUCAAUCAGCUUUAAAACCUCGCUCUUCAAGACUCAGCAAUCAGACUCCACCAUCCAGCGUUUCCAAAAAAGAAUAUAUGAAACUCUCUUGCGGUCAUUUUCUCCUCGUCUUUUAAUUAGAACAUGGGUUCUCCAGGACCACGGGUGAGAACCUUUGAGUUAGAUAACGUCAUAGCUAACUAGCAUCGAGUGAGUGAGUUAGUUAAGCUGUGUUGUUUAAUUAUUUAACAUUUAUUCCACGAAAUCGAGUCGUACAUGAGCCAAUGGCGCUAUAAUCCACGUGUGACGAGAUUGAGUGGAAUAACUGUUUUAUUCUAUCCACAUUCACUGGAUUUUGGAGAAACGGAGCAUUUUUAUUUUUUGCAAAUUUGAUCAAUAAAAACUUUUAUACACAACGUCCGACAAAAUCAUUUCUGCUUAGAAUGUAAACAAACUGGCGAAAUGGACCGGAGCAAUUUGUGAAAAAUGCGAUGAUAAUUCUUGAAGAAUAAAAAAGAAACGUUCUUUCCAUGAAAUAUUUUUAUAUAAUACUUGUAUUUUUUGGGGUUUUGUUUUCAAGUAGAGUUUUUAUUUCAUCCUCGGUUGGUUCAGUAACACGCUCUGCCAUUUUCUUCUUCGUUAGGGUUUUUUUGGCGAUUGGCAAACCAACUUAAAGGUGCAUUACUGCCACCGACAGGGCUGGAGUGUGGAACAGGAGAUAUCGGGGGGGAGGGGCAGACUAUAUUCUUUUAGCUAUUUCUGUUUCUUUUAAAUACUUGACAACAAAGUGAUUUAUAUCUGACUUGAUGCGUCCGCCAUUUUGUUUUUCUCUUCUCACCUCACGGUAUAUGAGCUGAUAUCCUAGUAGUAGAGUAGCCAAUCAGUGUGUGCGAUUCCUCAUAUCCGGUGAAUGUGGAUGGAAUAAUAGCUAAUAUGUUUUCCGGACUACAAGAUGCACUAGUUUGCAUUCUACAUCAAAACAUAUGAUAUACGAUAUAGUAUUUUAUAAUAUACUGUCUUGUAUAUUAGCCUAUUGUUUCCUGCUUGAUUUUAUAACACAUACACUAUAUACAUGUAUAUGUUAUGUACACAUAUAGCUAUGUAUGUGAAACCUCUACAUGCCAGCACCACAGGGCAACACUAUAGAUAACCGAUAAAUAAAUAUGCAUGAUAUAUUAAUGCAAUCUCUCCAAUACGAGAUGUGUAUACAGGUUUUCUGAAGGUUGUCUUAAGGGGUGGUGUGUUUAUAGUCCAGAAAAUGUGUCAGCUCAUGGGGGUGUUAGGAAGUUUUGCAUUUGCAAAACUUUUUUCUUAAAGUUGUUUAAAAGGUUACAAAAUUAGAAGCCUCAAAAUGUAUUGUAUUUAUGUCUAUUAACAGAUCUGACAACCUUUACACAUUUUAGGAGUCCUCAUCCAAAAACAGACCAAAAGAAUAAUAAUUAAAAAAAAACAGCAGGGUAGUCAAUUGAAAUAUUAAUAUAUAAGUUUUUGCGAUCGCCUCUGCCACCAAGCAGCUCCCGACCGCACUGCUGAAAAUACCAUAUCAUAUCAUGUAAUAUAAUUUUACACCCUAUACUUAAAACUGAAAUGGUGGAUCUGCUCGUUUUCCUGUCUUAGCUGACCGUUUUGGAUGAUUUCAACACGUAUAUUGCUUUUUAUGUUUCAUGAAAAUUUUUUUCAAAAUGUUCGUCUAUCACUGUUGAUGGCACGUCAUCCAUUUUUCUAGUCGGUUACUAGCUUGAAUAAAACGGACCUGAGGUCAGACAGGGUUUCUUUUACAGUUGGCAAUGUUGCCUCAAAUUGCUAGCAAGGUAUCGUAUGUUUUGACUUAUAAAAAUGUAUUUUAAUAUCGUUUAGAGCUGGUGUUUGCUCUUCUAGAUGAAAACGCGCCAAAGAACACGCAAUACACAUUGUCUAAAUUUCACACUGGUUCAUUUGGUUCAUGGUGGCGUUAAAAGCACGUUUUAUUAAAACCAGGUGAAAGAGAUUGUGCCUUAAGCUCAGUGCAGAAGUGUUUUUUGUUUUUUUUUUUUUAAUCCAAUGCACUUUUGUAAAAAUGAAUGUUUGUUGUAUUUACCACAUUUUUUUUUGCCAAAGUUUCCAUAAUGUGAAAUCAGUUUCACUUUUUUAUUUAUAUCCCAGUGCUCAGCUGUCUUUUUUUUUUUUUUUUUUUGCAUACACAAAUAUUCAUGUAUAAAUAUAUUUUUAUAUCUUUUUUUUUUUUUUUUUUAUAUGGAGGUAGAUCAAUAUCUUUUGGAAUACGAAACAUGAGACGAGAUGGGUGUUCGAAACCCAAAACAAAGAGAAACAAUGUUAGCAGCUGGUUUUGCAAAGACAUUUUGUGCAUUUCUGAGUGGAAAAGGCGCUCUGGCUGUUCAACCCAAGCAGAAAAACUCCGUGUGUGUUAGUGUGUAUGGCCCUGGGGAAGAGAGAGAGAGAGAGAGAGUGUGAGUGUGAUCACGAGAUCAUGGUUCUAGGUUGUUUUCACAGGAUGACUUGCAGAUGCGAGUUAUAAUUGGCACCUUUACACACACAGUGCCAUUAAUAGAUAACUUGCACAGAAGGUGAUUGCACCUGUUGGCUAAUUUUAAAAUGUCGAGAAGCAGACAGAAGUGAGAGAGAAGAGAUUUGAUUGAUUUUAGAAAGUGAUACAACUUUUGAUCACGUAAUGGCAGCUGGAAGAAACUGAAAUCACAACCUUUUGUAUUAUCAGGUUCUGUCGAGGUGAAGAGACAUUUUGACGCAUCUUUGACUUAAUCUCAUUUAAUAAUUAUUAAACGCAAGUAAACGGAGUUUGCAAAUUUUCUCCCUAAUUUGCUCAUGUUCCCAUUCCCACCCAACGACCACCUCUCCACUGCGUGCUUCCUUUAGGAAACAUAGUUUCAGAGUAACACGCUUGAUGGAAAGCAUGAUCAUCCCUCUUUCUCACACAGUACAUUAGUUAACAGAUGGCCACGAUUGGCUAGCAUCACUGUGACUGACACUAUGGCCCUGUUCACACUACGUAUCAACAUGCGCCCUGGGUGAUCAAGUCACAAGAUCGGUGUACAGGUGUGAAUGGGGUUAAAUGCCUCUAGCAUGGGAAGCCAUGGCCCAGUGGUUAGAGAAGCCACAGUCCAACAGUUAGAUAAACUUUGGCCCAAUGGUUUGAGAAGCCACAGCCCAACAGUUAGAUAAACUAUGGUUCGAGAGUCCAUGGCCCAAUGGUUAACAAAUCCAUGGCCCAGUGGUUAGAUAAGCCACAGCCCAAUGGUUAGAUAUACUAUGGCCCAAGCCACGGCCCGGUGGUUCGAGAAGCAGCUUUGGGACCAAAAGGUCACUGGUUCAAUUCCCUGGACCAGCAGGAAUGGCUGAGGUGCCCUUGAGCAAGGCACCUAACCCCCAACUGCUCCCCAGGGUAUCCAGUGAAUGUGGAUAGAAUAAUACAAUAAUAUUUAUCUAAUGUUAACCACAAUAUUGGUCCAUUCCUGUGCUGAAGACUUUCUAAUGUCUGAGAAUGGUUGUAUUCAAAAGCAGCAAGUACUGUACUGUUCCUGUUUUUUACACUUUAUUACUGUCAUUUAGCAAAUGUAGAACAUCUCCAACUAAAACCGAUUUUCUCCUCCAUGUCACCUUUCAGAGUGAACCUUAUAAUACUGAAGUCACGCCGUUGUAAUGACAUGAACGUGAAAGAUGUGGCUGAACGUGUUGAGACGCAGGUGGACGCCAGAGCGCCGGGUUCAGCUCAGCUCGACGGCUUUGUUUAGCUCAGGGUUUGAGUGACAGGUGCCCAUUAUGAGGGCACACAAAUUGUCUGACCAAUCACUGCCAGCGUUUCGCUCUCCUUCAGUCAGUGAUGAAUUGUUUCAGUGUGGCUGCUAUUGUGUUUCCGGCAGCUAGCUAUCAGUAUUGUACCAAUUUGAAAAGUCCGCUCUUUAACGGAGUGUUUUCUUUGUUCGUGUUGUGAAUUGUGAGAACCCUGAGGUAAGCAAAAGACUAUAAAGCAAUAAAUGAAUUAUAUAUGAUGAUGUAUCAUGACCUAGGACUUGCAGUGCAAAGUCUAAUGUAUCAAAGUCAUUUACAAUAAAAUAAGUAUAUGCUCUAAAA
Molecule: messenger RNA, 7989 nt
Organism: Neoarius graeffei (lesser salmon catfish)
Lineage: Eukaryota; Metazoa; Chordata; Actinopteri; Siluriformes; Ariidae
Gene: map3k3
Product: mitogen-activated protein kinase kinase kinase 3
Exons: 17
Coding region: 1325-3187 (620 amino acids)
Biological process (GO): protein phosphorylation
Molecular function (GO): ATP binding; protein binding; protein kinase activity
Source: RefSeq, a predicted model, not a curated record